AUGUACGCACCCAUACUCGACAAAGAUCGACAUGGGGCUACCGCCAGGAGCCGGCGUUGUCCAGACGACAGACUACCACCAUGUAGGCGUACAGCAAAGGCAGCGGAGAUGCCAGUUGUUGAGCGAAGCUGCGAGCAACGAGCAAGUCUGCGUCUCAUCAUGGAUUCUGCCAAUGCUUACUCGCACAAAAGUCAGGAGAAAAAACGCCUAAUAGCGGGAGCUAGUCAGGAUGCGAAGGCUGUCCCGUCCAGGCAGACGUCAUCGAGUGGCGAACUACACGCGUUUUUCGUCAUUCCAGACGCCAAGCGAGAACGGGGGUAUUUGUCCCUGCAGCGAAUCAUGAUACAAUCGAGCGGCUGUGUCGGCACUACUACAGCCUCUGCCUCCUUCAAUAUGUACACUGUUCCAGCUAGCAGACACAAGUCUAUGUACACGCCGUGUAGACUAGCAGCCCUCGACUCAUUCGCUCGUUCCGCUUGUCUACCUUCUCUAAAUCGCCGGUUCAGAUUUUUCCAGGGACCGGCGACUAGUAACGCAAAAGUUCCAAAACACUACACGCGACCGUUUGUCGAUGGCCGGUGA
Molecule: messenger RNA, 582 nt
Organism: Bipolaris maydis ATCC 48331
Lineage: Eukaryota; Fungi; Ascomycota; Dothideomycetes; Pleosporales; Pleosporaceae
Source: RefSeq, a predicted model, not a curated record